This is a messenger RNA of Hemicordylus capensis (graceful crag lizard), 7461 nucleotides long. RefSeq names its product RAB11 family interacting protein 5 (gene RAB11FIP5). The record is from RefSeq and is a predicted model, not a curated record. Gene Ontology annotation, cellular component: mitochondrion; early endosome; phagocytic vesicle. Gene Ontology annotation, molecular function: small GTPase binding. The transcript is spliced from 6 exons. Lineage: Eukaryota; Metazoa; Chordata; Lepidosauria; Squamata; Cordylidae. Bases 505 to 4869 code for a protein of 1454 amino acids. Gene Ontology annotation, biological process: regulated exocytosis.
AUCUGGGCGUGGUUGCUUCUUCCUGGACAAGACCAAACGCGGUGGGGGCGGGCCCGAGAGAGGCAGCCCCACCCCCAGCAGGGGGGUCGCGUCGCUGCAUCUCCAGCCGGGCGCCGGCGGGGCUCGCCUCCCUCCUCGGGCAGCUGCGGCGUCUGCACCGCGCGGCCGCGCCGCUUGCCUGCUUGCCUGCUUGCUUGCAGGGCGGCCCGAGACGCAGCGGGGUGCAGGGCGGAGCCUGCGGAGGGAGGGGCCGCUGCCGCCCGACUUGGUGCGGGGGGCGGGGGCUGGCCCGGUUGCGGCAGCUGCUGCUCCUCCUGCGCGUGCCUGCGAGGAAAGCAGCAGCAGCAGCCGCCGCCUCAGCCGCCGCGGGAGGAGGAAAGUAACUUUGCAGUCGCUGCUGCCGCCGCCGCCGCCGGGCCCUUCCCGGGCUCUGCCGCAGCCAGCGAGGGGCGUUGCGGUCUGCGUUGCGGGCGAGGCGGGGGUCUCUCGGCCUCUGCCGCCGGGAUGAGCCUGCUGCGGGUGUCGGAGCUGCGGGCACAGAUGGAGGAGGAGGCGGCGGCGGCUGCGUCGCCGUCGGGGGGCCGCUGGCUGCCCAGCCACGUCCAGGUGACGGUGGUGCAGGCGCGGGGGCUGCGGCCCAAGGGCGGCCCCGGCGACGUCUUCGUGGUGCUGCAGUUGGGCCGCCAGAAGCACCGCACGUCGGUGGCCACCGAGAAGGGCAGCGGCGGGCCGCGCUGGGGCGAGGAGGUGGCGCUGGAGCUGCCGCCCUCGGCCCCUGAAGAGACGGACCCCGCCGCCGCCGAGGCGCUCCUGCUGCAGCUGACCGUCUGGCAGCGGGCGCUCGUCGGCAUGGACCGCUUCCUCGGCCGCGCCUCCGUCCCGCUGGCCGCGCUGCUCGAAGGCGGCCGCGCCCACCCGGACCAGUGGUACAAGCUGCACUCCAAGCCGGGCAGGAAGGAGAAGGAGCGUGGCGAGAUCCAGGUCAGCCUCCAGUUCAGCCGCCAGAGCCUGACGGCCAGCAUGUUUGACCUGUCCAUCAAGGAGAAGCCGCGGUCCCCCUUUGGCAAGCUGAAGGACAAGGUGAAGGGGAGGCGCAAGUACGACCUGGAGUCCGCCUCCGCCAUCGUGCCCAGCAGCAGCGGGGCCCUCGACGAGGACUUUGACCUGGGGGGCAAGAAGGCCAAGCCCAAAGGGGGCGGCGGCGGCGGCUUCUUCUUCAAGAGCAAGCUGCGGAAGUCCUCCUUGACCCAGUCCAACACCUCCCUGGGCUCCGACAGCACCGUCUCCUCGGCCAGCAGCAUGGCGGGCAUCGGCCCCUCCGAGCUGGGGGCACGCUCGCCCAGUCGGCACAGCAGCCUCUCCACCGAGCGCACCGUGAGAGACUUCCUGCCUUCACCAAAGCUAUCCCAUAAGAGGGCGUUCAGCGACGAGGUCUCCCAGAUCAACACGAUGCCAGAAUCCAAAUCGGUCCAGAGCCCAAAGCUGCAGAACGAGCCCAUCUCCCGGUCCUCACUCUGCAUCAACGGAAGCCAUAUCUACUGCGAGGAGCCCUCUCCAAAGCCAUCUCUUCUCUCCUCCUCCUCGGCGGCUGCUGCUGCUGCUCCUCCUCCUCUCCCACCUUCACCGAGCAUCCCCAGCAAGCCAGAGGAGGGCUUCAGCGCUGGGCCUCACGGUUCAGAGCCAGAAUUGCCACCAUGGUCCAGCCACAGCUUCCAGAAAGGCCCCCCCAAAGACCCCCCCAGGUUCAUCCCCUCCCCGCCGAUCUUGGCUGCUCAGGAAGAAGACAAGCUCUCAGUCAAGACGAUAGCCCUCAACAAGCACCGGGGCCGAGUCAAGCUGGAGGAGGGGCUGCACGCCGAGAGCAAGCCCAUCCAGAUUGCAGCCCCCAUGGUCUUCUCCGCGGAUGUGGUGAGGGUGAGGCCCCACGAAGCCCUGAAGGAGGAGAAGAGGGCCGGCUUCUUCCGACAUGGGAGCAGUAAAGAGGAGAGCGAGAAGAGUGCUGUGCCGGAAAGUGUCGGGCCCUUGCAGCGCGUCGUGGCAGCUGGAGGGGAAGAGAGAGGCAGGAGCAGCAGCUGGUUUGGCCUGAAGGACUCAAGGGAGCCGUCCCCAAAGCCCAGUUCCCAAUCUGAGCCGCUUGCUGCGACAGAGGUUGCCAAGGACGCUUCUUUCUCUGAGGAUCGUGGCCCCCCUUCCUCUGUCAGAGCUGCACCCCAAAGUGUGAGCCACCUUGAGGAGGCGGCGGCGGCGGCAGUGGCUGCUGCUAAAACCCCCCCCGAAUGGGACGACGGCUUUGAUGCCUUGGCCACCAGCAGACUCAGGCCAGAAGCUUGGCGGGAGACCCCGUGGCCCCCUCCCCCAGUCACUGAUGGGCCUGACAGAGCGAGCCCCUCUGAGGAGGCUGCUGAGCUUGCACUGCAGGGGGAGGGCGAGCCGUGGGGCACUUGGGAAGACCCCCGUCCGCGGAGUCCAGCCGUGGCCAGCUCUGCCCCUGAAGAGACGCUGCAAGAGAGUGGGGGGCAACAGGCCCCGCGGGCACAGCCGGAGGACCGGCCGGACAGGCUGGCUCUGCCGUGGGGGGCAGGAUCGUGUGAAGAAGCCUCCACUCCGGGACAAGCGGGAGAGAGUUGCCCCCCAGCCCGGGAGCCGGUGGCGGGCGCAGGAAGUGCCUGGGGGGGAGGGGGAGGAGGAGGGUGGGUGGCCUCGGCGGCUGGGGCACCCGGCCUCCUCUUGGACUCCAAACCGUGGCUUGGCCACGCUCCGCGGGACUCCCCGAGCAGAUGUACCUUCCUUGGGGAUGUUUUCCCAGAGGAGGAGGAGGAGGAGGAGAGGCCUCUGAGCUCACCCCAAGGCAGCUUUUGUGAACGGCCUGCUCCAGGGCUGCAGAGAGAGCGGCCGCCUUCUGAGGCUGACCGAGGGCAGGAGAGCACCGUGGCUGAGGGGCACGGCUGGGACUUGGGCCGGCCAGAGCCAGGGGUCAGCCUGGCGCCUCCCGUCAGUGGGCUUCUGAGCUCCACGGGGGAGGCCGAGCCCCCUGAGCUGGCAAAGGAAGCCACCCGGAAGCCAGGCUGCAGCGGGGAGGAGGAGGAAGAGGAGGAGAGGUGUGUAACCAUGGAGACCCAGGAGCAGAGAGGGGAGGGGGAGCGCAGGACCCCAGAGGCCCCCCCUCCCAAGCCCCCCCGGAGGUUCACGCCCCUCAACCUUGAGGAGGAAGCAGACGGCACCCAGGCGAGGUGGCAAGAUGGCGCGGCCCAGGAGUGUGAAAAGCAGGGGGGCCCCGCGGUGGAAACCUGGCAGCAAGACCCCCCUGUGGGCGAAGCCGGCCCUCCUUCUCCUCCUCCAGUGGCUGCUGCCUCCCCUGUGCCGGCCGCGCUAAUUGGAGCAGGUGGCAAGAGCAGCAUCCCUCGCGUGGCGGCGGCGGCAGCGGCAGCGGAGGGAGAGGAACCUGCCAGGGCUAACGAGCUGAGGAGCCCAGGAGGAGGCCGGCCUUCUGGGGGUGCCCCUUUGCUGGCGGCUGGAGAGGAGGAGGAGGAGGCGGAGGCCGCUGGGGCUGAGCGGCUUGGACCUUGCCCUUCGGAGCUCUCCCUGGGCAGGCCAGGCCUGCGGGGGGCCACGGAGGAUGCCGGUGGGGAGGCCAGCCUGGUUCCGUGGAGGGCCACCAGGCCGCAGUCGCUCCCGCUGCCAGGCUCCGCCGAGCAGCUCCCCAGGCCCAGCGGCGCAGGGCCCGGCCCUUCCCGGACGCCCCAGGAGCCGGGCUCCAGCCCUUCGGUGCUGUUCUGGACGGCCUUGGAGGAGCAGCAGCUGAAUCCGUCCCCGGACUGCCCAGGUGGCUUCAAGCAGCCCGCAGGGCCUCGCCUUGGGGAGGAGGAGGACGCAUCGGAUGUGGGGCCCAGCCCCGGGCAGGAAGGUGGGCCAGGCCUUGCCUCAGCCGAAGUGGGCCAGGCCCCGCCCGCCUCCCCGCUGGCCUUGGCGGGCAGGGUGCUUCGGCAGAGACACGGGGGCGACCCGGCCCGUGAGUCGGACGGACGGGGGAUGGACUUCAAGAAGCCUGACUUCUGGCAGCCGGGGCGGGGGGAGCAGAAGGCCCCCCCCCUGGUGCUGGGCAACCCCUUUGCACCCCGGGCUGGCUCCCCUGCUCAGCACAACCCCUUUGUGGAGCGGUCUCCCACCCAGGCCCCAGGCCUGAGCUUUGGAGACCUUCCUGCCGAGACCGCCCCGCAGGGCCGCCCCUGUGCUGCUCCCUUAGCCUUCUCCACGCCUUCCCUCGAGGCCUCUCUCCAGCCCAGGCGGUUUGACCUCCCUUCCCCCGUGGUGGUGCAGCCUGCCACGGGUGGGGGGUCUGCAGCAAGCCGCCCAGCCUCAGCCCGCCCCUCCCUUGCUCUGCCACAGACCAGCUGCCGCGUCGAUGCCUCAGCGCCUUCGGUCUUGCCCGUGGAGACGCCACCGGCUGCAGAGGUGCCUCGCCAGCGGACAACCAGUCCACACCCCGUGAAGCCCAUCAGCACCCCAGCGCCAGAGAGCUCGCGUGAGGAGGCGGAAGAGCAGCGGCCCUCCACCCGGACCCCUGUUUCCAGCAGGGGGCAGGAGAGACUCGAGCCAAGCAGCGCCGAUUCAGCCGCUCCGGUUCUGCAGCUGGAACAGGCAGAGCCCAAAAGGGAACCUUCCGGGCUGGACUGCUCGGCCAAGUACUACCACCUGACGCACGACGAGCUGAUCCGGCUGCUGCUGAAGCGGGAGGCCGAGCUGAGCAAGAAGCAGGAGCACGUCCGUGAGCUGGAAAACUACAUCGACCGGCUGCUGGUGCGCAUCAUGGAGCAGUCGCCCACGCUGCUGCAGAUCCCCCUUGGCGGGGAGCCCAAGGCUGCCAAAUAGGGGCCCCCCCACUGUGCAUUUCUGGCUGCCACGUCUCCUUUCCCCGCCCCGAGCUCCCUGCCCCACACAGCUCCCUCUCCUUGCUUGAGCCUCCGAGGAGGUGCCCUGCAGCGUCCUCUGUGCUUCCUGACCCUCCGGCUGCAGUGGGGCUGCCAGGGCCAGCCACGUAGGAUGCCCCCCCAGUUGAGUUCCAAGAUGCCCGCCUGCACAGGACACACUUCUCCUCCUCCUCCAGGGGGCUGCUGCGUUUCCACACCCGAGGAUGGGUUGGUGCUGCAUCCUGAGUGCCGGUGGGCAUCGGAGUGCCGACCCUGCACUGUGACCCGCUCUCCCCCUCUGCGCCUGGCCCUGGAGGACGCUCGGAGCAGCGGCCCUGCCAGCGGCCCAGUCCCUCACUUUGUGAACUCACUGCUGCCUACAUUGAGCUGUGUCCCCUGGCCUGACGGUGCCCGCACCUUUCCAUGGUGAGUGGCUGGAGCUGCCUGCUUGACCUCUUUGGUCCUGCUGGCUGCCGUUGGGGAAACGAGCGGGCAGGGCACCUGCAUGACCAAGGAGACACAUUUGGCAAUAAAGCCCCUCCAGCAGGCUCGGGACAGAACUCCUCUCCUCACUCCAAGGCGAAGAAGCUCCGUGUUCCUGGAGGACUCGCUCCCGGCCUGCUGGGCCCCUCCAACGGUGCCAACCACCCAGUCUCUUCCAGGCUGGCCUGACCUCUUCGUAGUGCUCUCCUCGGAGGCCCCUGCAGUUGGGCAGCCUUUGGCCUUGAUGCAAAGAGCGCCGUGCUGCUCUCCCGCUUCCUUUCCUUCCUUUCCUUCCUUUCCCUCUUUGGGGGCAGCCUGUGGAGGCAUAUUCUGCCUGCAGUGAUCAUCAGAGAAGAGUGUGCCUUUUUGUUCGUAGGAGGAAGAAUAGUUCACAGUUCCUGAAGCGACCAGUUCUUGUGCAAUAAGCCUUUUUCUUUCUGCAUUGUAGCCCCACCGAAUGCCCCGGCGGAGCUCUGGCUAGGCAGUGGAGGUCAGCGGUGGGCCCCCAGUGCUCAGGGCUCGGCCACGGGACCGUGGGUGGGCCUGUUGGGGCCUGCCAGGGGCUGGGCUCAGGGUGGAGGCAAGGCCCCCUGCACGUGGAAGCCGUGGUCUUGAGAGCCCUUUGGCGGGAGAGAGCCUGGGCCUGCCUCCGGAGACAGAGUCAGGCCUGGGAUAUUCUGUGGCGAAAGCGCUGGCCAAGCUCUUGGCACAGUUCUGUGUUCUCUCCCCACCGGCCACGCUUCCUGCCGGGUCUCGGGGGGGUCUCCCCUGCCCAAAUCGUAGCUCCUUGCAGUGGCCUGGGGUGCCCGAGCCUCGACCUGCUGCUGCUGCUCCCCCCGUCUUCCGGCUCCGGCAUCCUUUGGGCUGCCCUCGCUUCGCCCUGGGAGCCCCUGUGGGCCACUCCAUGGUGCAGCCACCCCCCGGCUGCAGCGGGGGCCUUCUCCUUGCACCUUACCUUUAGCUUUCAUCCAGUUGCACCGUCAACGUCUCCUGGCCUUCGCCUGUUCUGGACUCUGUCCUGGGCUUGAGAUUGUUGGGAGCACAUCCGCCAGAGUUCUUGCCUGCUGCAGUCUCUCACGACAAAGUGUGUCCUCUCUGGGCGUGAAGGGAAUCCCCCUGGAAGCGCUGGAGGCUUGAAAUGGAGCCCAGAGGCAGGGGGAAAGGGGGCCACCUGCAGAAACUGCUGCAGACCGAGCAGGCAGUGGAGAUCUUCUGUGUGUGCAGGGAAGGGACCAGCCGGCCCCCUGCUUGUCUUUUGGGGAGCUGUGUGAACUCUUGCACUUAGGGAGGGGCAUUCCUGCCCAGGCCGCUUGGUCUGCUGCAGUUCCCGCUCUCCCCUCUCCGCAUCGCCUGGGUCCUCCUGGGCUGUUGUGUGGACCAAAAGUGGGCAACCCUUCCGUGCUGCAUCCUGCCGUGUGUGUGUGUUGCAAGUAACUCACCGGGGCUUGCAGGUGCUGAUGAGAAGUGCAGGAGAUGGAGGCUUGGAAGGGGGAGCAGGAGAGCGCAUCACCUUCUUUCCCCGUCUGUGCCUCCAAGUGUGUGGCAUCUCGGGGCUUCCGGGGCGGCAGGUACAUCUGCUGCAGAGGAUGUGACACCUGCCCUCUGGUAGCAGCCCUCCGUGACUUCCCUGCCCCAGGUGACACCCUCAGACGGCCUCGGGCAGUCUUUCCUGGCAAUGCACCUCUUGUCACCUCGACACUGUUUUUCUGGCCUUGUCCUGGGUGGGCCCAGUUGAGCCCUGCUGCUGACUUGGACAGAAAAGACGCCAGGCCCGCAAACCCGCCCAGGAGGCCUGGGGGAGAGCAGGGCGAGUCUUCCUCCUCCCGUGCAAGGGAGUACGCGAGUGCUCCCCUCACUAGGACCCCCCCCCCCGCUCCCGGGAGGGUGUAAGUGUUUCCGUUGAGGGGCUUCUGCUGGGACUGCCAACAGCAUCCCCCAGUCCUUGGUGUUGGAAGAGGCUCUUGCUUGUGUUGCAGGGCUCAUUGGGCAAAGUUUGUUUUUAAAAAAGAGAGCUUAUGUUUUAAGCACUUUAAAAUGAAAAUUAAAAAUGGUUGAAUUUGUUGCUUAGAAA